AUACUUUUAAUUUUGAUCUUAAAAGUUUAUCCUUAGAACAAGUGAAGGUAAAAAGAAUUAAGGCUAAAAAUUAGAUGUAAUUUCCUGUUUACUAAAAAUAAAAAUACAAUACCUGUUUACCAGCCAACAGUUAAGCUUCCAAAUCAAGACGGAACAAUUUCUUCUGUGAAUCACUUCUUCCAUCAAUGGCGUUUCCUCUCCAUUACGGUUCUUGCCCUGUGGUCAAGAAUAUACUUCUUUUGGAUUCGGAAGGAAAGCGUGUAGCUGUUAAGUACUACUGCGAUGACUGGCCGGCAAAUAGUGCCAAGCUUGCUUUUGAGAAGGCUAUUUUUACCAAGACUCAAAAGACAAACGCUCGCACUGAAGCUGAGAUAGCAAUGUUUGAUAAUAGCGUUGUUGUCUAUAAGUUUGUGCAAGACCUUCACUUCUUUGUAACGGGAGGUGAUGAUGAAAAUGAACUAAUUCUAGCCACUGUUCUCCAGGGCUUCUUUGAUGCAGUUACCGUUCUUCUCAGGAGUAAUGUUGAGCAGAGAGAGGCUCUUGAGAACUUAGAUUUGGUGCUUUUGUGCCUAGAUGAGAUUGUGGAUGGAGGGUAAGUGAUGUGGUUCUCUAAUGAUGUCCUAACAGAAUUUACAUUACAGUGUUUUCUUUCUACUUAGCAUCUCUUUUUCAUUUUUUCUUUUCCGUUUCUCUCUUUCCAUUUUGUACUGCUAGAAGCUCUUACAGUCAUCCUUUAGCAAUUUAUUUCUGUCAUCUCGUGCUACUUAAGUACUACAUCCUCUGCAAGUAAGUCUUUGCUUCAAAAGUUGUUCUUGCUGUAUAGAGGGAUGCAUAUAAGUUUAGGUUGAACAACAGUACAAUAUGCUCGAGGUAACUAGCUUUCAUACUUAAGCAUUUGGGUGGUUAUGCUUUUCUACCUUUAGCAGUAAUUUGUUCUAUGGAGGCACUUUUUGACUUUUGAGGCUACCGUACUCUGUUCAACACCGCUUCAUCCAUGGCUCAGAUGGUAUGCUGAGCCAGGAGAAAGUCGUCUCUUGAAUACUAGAUGAUGGUUAAUGACACAGAUCAAAAUGCUUAUCUAGGCCAGUGGAAGAUAGUGUUCUUCCAAUAUCCUGUGGUGUAUUGCCAAAGAGUCUUACUGCUUUCAAUAGUUUGCA
Messenger RNA from Nicotiana tabacum (common tobacco), 1157 nucleotides. NCBI's taxonomy places the organism in Eukaryota, Viridiplantae, Streptophyta, Magnoliopsida, Solanales, Solanaceae. The record is from RefSeq and is a predicted model, not a curated record.